Cercocebus atys (sooty mangabey) is the source of this 7538-nucleotide messenger RNA. RefSeq names its product LIM domain containing preferred translocation partner in lipoma (gene LPP). Gene Ontology annotation, cellular component: stress fiber; focal adhesion. The transcript has 12 exons. Bases 1400 to 3241 code for a protein of 613 amino acids. Lineage: Eukaryota; Metazoa; Chordata; Mammalia; Primates; Cercopithecidae. The record is from RefSeq and is a predicted model, not a curated record. Gene Ontology annotation, biological process: cell-cell adhesion.
UGAUUUGCCCGCCUCGGCGUCCUGGAAUUACAGGUGUGAGCCACCACGCCCAACCAUGUUCAUAUUUUUGUAUGUGAACAUUAGAUAGUUGUUAGGAACAGGUUAAGUAGUCUUAGCCCUGAAAUGUCUGAAUUCAAACACUUAUUAAGCACAAGGAAGGUGCUUAAUAAAUCCAAUAACAUGUGUUUUUACAUUAUUUCCUUAAUUCCUGGUCAAAAGAAUCCCACUAAAAUCCAUCCUCAGAAGACCCACUUUUUGGAGUUUUUAUGAAUCGGUAGUUCAUGGUGGACUCUCAACAGUUAUGAAUGGAAUUAUGUCCUGCUAGAGGUCAGGGCCAGGUAUGGAAAGAUCAAGGGAUCAGUCAGGAGACCCGUAUGGGAGGAGGGGAAGACAGGUGCUUCGGCAGUCAGUUAUUUUGUGCUGGGCCGGUAACGUUCCUUAAGUUUUUGCCUGAAGUGUAAAGCGGGGGACUACGCUUUGUCCUAUCUAACUCACCUGAAGAUGCAAUAGCCGGGUGAGAGACUGCUUUCAUUAUACGCUAACGUGAGGGAUGAUUUUAGAUAUUAAUAGGAGAGAAGUACAAGGAAAGGAAGUCUCAGGGCAUGGAGUGCUUUCCAGGCAAUGGCUGCUGCACGUCAUAAUCCCCUAACACAGUAAGUGGUGGUUCUCAUCGUCGUUCACCCUUACAGAUGUCAGAGGGGGGGAAAAAAAUUCAACUCAAACCUUCCAAUAACAGGAUUGUCUGUAUUCAAACCAGUUCAUCCCGUUCGUAGACUUUUUUGAAGCUAUAAGCACAGAGUAAGCUUUCUGGGCGGGGCUCAGAAGUAAACGUUAAACUCCAGGGAUUCAUAUAUUUGAGCACAGAACAGAGGAAGUUGCCCUGGAGCAACUGAUUGUCAUUGAUAUUCAGGGCUCACUGUCAACCAGGACCUUCCAGGAACUGGCUCAGGGCCAAGAGCAGUAGAAAUCACUGGGUGGUCCGCGCAGCCUGCGGACAUCUAACCUGCUUCAAGGCUCAGGGCUAAAAGGAAGGCAGGGCCCUUCCUGGAGGCGGCAACCCAAGUGGGAGGCAGAGCGCCUGGGCCUGCUCCUCGAUCUGUUGAGUGACGACCCUGUACAAGUCAUUUCUCUUCCGAGAGCUUCAGUUUCCUCACGUGCCAAGCGGACGGGUUGGAAGUUGGUCUUUGCCAGCUCUGACACCUUGUGGGAACUCUGAGUCUCAGAGACAGAGCAGAAGACAGAACCUGGUCAUCUGACUCCUUGUGUUCUGCUGUUUUCAUUGUUCCACCGGACGCUCAUCAGAGGGAAGACCUUUCUCCUCAGCUGAUACUUGCACUGCAGUUGGCUGAACCUUGUGUCCAUUGUCCAUUCCAGGAGCCAGCUAUCUAAGAUUCCAACAAUGUCUCACCCAUCUUGGCUGCCACCCAAAAGCACUGGUGAGCCCCUCGGCCAUGUGCCUGCACGGAUGGAGACCACCCAUUCCUUUGGGAACCCCAGCAUUUCAGUGUCUACACAACAGCCACCCAAAAAGUUUGCACCAGUAGUUGCUCCAAAACCUAAGUACAAUCCAUACAAACAACCUGGAGGUGAGGGUGAUUUUCUUCCACCCCCACCUCCACCUCUAGAUGAUUCCAGUGCCCUUCCAUCUAUCUCUGGAAACUUUCCUCCUCCACCGCCUCUUGAUGAAGAGGCUUUCAAAGUACAGCAAGGAAAUCCCGGAGGCAAGACACUUGAGGAGAGGCGCUCCAGCCUGGACGCUGAGAUUGACUCCUUGACCAGCAUCUUGGCUGACCUUGAGUGCAGCUCCCCCUACAAGCCUCGGCCUCCGCAGAGCUCCACUGGUUCAACAGCCUCUCCUCCAGUUUCAACCCCAGUCACAGGACACAAGAGAAUGGUCAUCCCGAACCAACCCCCUCUAACAGCAACCAAAAAGUCUACAUUGAAACCACAGCCUGCACCUCAGGCUGGACCCAUCCCUGUGGCUCCAAUCGGAACACUCAAACCCCAGCCUCAGCCAGUCCCAGCCUCCUACACCACAGCCUCCACUUCUUCAAGGCCUACCUUUAAUGUGCAAGUAAAGUCAGCCCAGCCCAGCCCUCAUUACAUGGCUGCCCCUUCAUCAGGACAAAUUUACGGCUCAGGGCCCCAGGGCUAUAACACUCAGCCAGUUCCCGUCUCUGGGCAGUGUCCACCUCCUUCAACACGGGGAGGCAUGGAUUAUGCCUACAUUCCGCCACCAGGACUUCAACCUGAGCCUGGGUAUGGGUAUACCCCCAACCAGGGACGCUAUUAUGAAGGCUACUAUGCAGCAGGGCCAGGUUAUGGGGGCAGAAAUGACUCUGAUCCUGCCUAUGGUCAACAAGGUCACCCAAAUACCUGGAAACGGGAACCAGGGUACACUCCUCCUGGAGCAGGGAACCAGAACCCUCCUGGGAUGUAUCCAGUCACUGGUCCCAAGAAGACCUAUAUCACAGAUCCUGUUUCAGCCCCCUGUGCACCACCAUUGCAGUCAAAGGGUGGACCUACAGGGCAACUGGGGCCUUCAUCAGUUCCCCCUUCUUUACGCCCAGAGGAUGAGCUUGAGCACCUGACCAAAAAGAUGCUGUAUGACAUGCAAAAUCCACCUGCUGACGAAUACUUUGGCCGCUGUGCUCGGUGUGGAGAAAACGUAGUUGGGGAAGGUACAGGAUGCACUGCCAUGGAUCAGGUCUUCCACGUGGAUUGUUUUACCUGCAUCAUCUGCAACAACAAGCUCCGAGGGCAGCCGUUCUAUGCUGUGGAAAAGAAAGCAUACUGCGAGCCCUGCUACAUUAAUACUCUGGAGCAGUGCAAUGUGUGUUCCAAGCCCAUCAUGGAGCGGAUUCUCCGAGCCACCGGGAAGGCCUAUCAUCCCCACUGUUUCACCUGCGUGAUGUGCCACCGCAGCCUGGAUGGGAUCCCGUUCACUGUGGAUGCUGGCGGGCUCAUUCAUUGCAUCGAGGACUUCCACAAGAAAUUUGCCCCGCGAUGUUCUGUGUGCAAGGAGCCUAUUAUGCCAGCCCCGGGCCAGGAGGAGACUGUCCGUAUUGUGGCUUUGGAUCGAGAUUUCCAUGUUCACUGCUACCGAUGCGAGGAUUGCGGUGGUCUCCUGUCUGAAGGAGAUAACCAAGGCUGCUACCCCUUGGAUGGGCACAUCCUCUGCAAGACCUGCAACUCUGCCCGCAUCAGGGUGUUGACCGCCAAGGCGAGCACUGACCUUUAGAUUGAGUCACCUGUUCAGCUGGCACUGAGAAGAACGAACACAAGAAAAAGAUAAGAAAUACGAGAGGAAAGGCCAUCAAUCUACAGGAUAGUCUCUGUUCUUCAUCUGCUAUUAACCUUUCCUUAGAAACACAUAAAUUAUGAGAUUUUUUUUAAAGUUGUUACCAAAUACACAUUUCACAUUGAAUCAUGUAGGAUCUUGAUGGGCCUUUGUUCCCAAGGACUUCCACAUUUUUGCACAGAUUAUGCUCCAUCCCAUUCACUUCUGCAUUCCUGUAACUUUUAAUCCCUAUGUUUGUCUCACUUUUCAUCUGGUUGAAUGGCUUUUUUUAGUGUGGUAUUUGCUGUCACAUAGUUUUUCCUGGGUGAGUCUGCCAACUCACAGGUGCUUUUGGCUUGAAAUCUCCAUCCCAUCAUUUCCGUUCUGCCUGUGACUGUAAAGAGUAGCCAUUCUUUUCCCAUGUACUGAAGAAUAUAUUUUUCUGUUGCUUUAUACUACUCAUGUCCUUGGGGAGGGAAAUGCACAAUUUUUUUUUGUUAGGCUGUAAAGAAUUUAAGUUGUAAAUUACGUAAGUUAGAACAAGCCCAAAUUUAAUUUGCAACCAUCAGAAUUCAGAAUCUAUAGUGACCAGUGAUCAAGGCUAAUUGGAAAAGAGUUAUCGGCCCAUAGCUAAUAAGUGCUGACAGACAACUAAGCUUCAGUAUUUUUCUAAAGAAAUUACAGGUGGGAUAUGCUAGAAAAGGCAUUUUGGGGUUACGUUUAAAAAACAUUAUUGUCCCACAAUAUUACCUUAAGAUUUUUCUUUUCUACACUACCUGGACAUGGUAAUAGAGACAAACUUGAUUUCUUCUAGAAUAUAACAUUUUCAAUAUUGUCCCACUCUUCAUCUUAGAAAUAUUGUCAUGUUUAUUCUAAUAUCCAACACAACUAUCAAAAUUGACUUUUUCUCUAGAGGAUGAAAGCUGUGAAAAAACAGUUCAAAUGUUCUUCUUUUUCUUUUUUAGGACCAGGUCCAUUUUGCCUGACAAUUGCAAAUCAGAGCAUACAAAAUAAAAUUGUGCAGUUUUGUUUGGUUUACUUUCAAAAGAGUAGAAAGCCUGAAAAGAUUGUGAAACCACAGUUUCAUUAUUCUCAUAAUCCCUUCUGCAACUGAAAUUACAUAUUGCAGGAGACAUUUUCAUAUCAUCAAUGUGACAUUUACACCACACUUUCAAAGACAAUCACUGAAAAAAAAUUGUCUUUAUGAGCUAAAAAUAUGCAGAAUCUCUGCCUAGAAUCUUUAUUCAAACUUUUAUUAGCCAGUGAAACACUCGCUUGCCAACUGCCAAGCCAUACUUAUUAAGUUCGAGCAUGUUUCACUUAAGGAGAAAUACCUAGCUUAGUCAUGGCAAGUUGCCACUUUGUAAACUAAGUAUUUUGGAUUGAGACUUCUUAAACCUUUCUUCAAAUCUCCCACAAAUAUAUACUUUUAAAUUAUGGAGUAUUUUAAGUCUACAAAAAGGUAUAAAUAAUAAUAUAAUGAAUUCCUAUAUACCUAACACCCAGUUUAAGAUUCCAAAAUAACAAAUGUAAUUACAUCUUCCAACGUACCCUUUCCUUACUCCACAGAUAUCUUUUUCAUGAUUGUGAAGUGAUGUUCAGAUUUCUAGUGAUUUUUUUUUGUAAUUUUUAAUUUUAACAUCAGAACUGAAAUGAAAAAAUUAUGGAUACAUGUUUUGAAUUGCAAACUAUUCCUCAGGAAUUCCAAUUAAAUUUAUUUUACUUGAAUAGGAAUGAUCAUAAAAGUGAUUCUUUUUUUGUGACUAGAAAUUCUUAAGCCGAUGGUCACUACAGCUCAUCCUUAAUGUAUGGUUCAUUUGCUUUUGUCACUAAACAGUUUUGUGUUAGAACCACCAAAAUUAUAGCUUUUAAGAGCUUCCUUUGACCACUGUCUUUUAUUUACCCUGCUUCUCUUAUCUUUGACCGUAUAUUUCUCAUAAUGUGAAAUAUGAUGAGAUUCACUUAGGGGAAGCAUGUGAGUUUUCGGAGGCAAUGUCAACUGUGUCUCUGACUUCCUGCCUUCCAAAUUGAAGGCCAGACCAUGCUGAUGACCUCAAGGAGCACUGACUAUUUGACAAUAGGGCAGAUAAUGUAAUCGGCUUGAAUUUUGACUUAGUAACUUUUUAUGUAACACUUUGGGGGAAAUUCUCUUUAGGACAAAGCAAAGAGUUCAAUUUAUUGAGGGAUAGAUUGUAUCUCUUAAAGUGGUCAUAUUAUUAUUAAUUUUGCCAAAAGAAGAUGAAUUUAUUGAAUAUUUAUACUAUAAAAUGUAGUAACAUUCUACUUGCUUAUUACAUUUAAAUCCUUAUGUAACUGAAUGUUUACAUGUCAAGAGAAAAAGCUGUAAGAAAAUGCUGUCACAGACCCAUCCCUGUGGCAUCGUCAGCAGAAUAUUGCUUGCUUACAAUCUUUAUUAUGCAUUCUUAUAACAUAACCUCAGAGUAUCUUUACCAAAGGUUUUUAAAGUAAAUCUCUUUUUAAGAUAGACUUAUACUUUUAUAAUAAUGAAUGUGCACUCAUACAUAUGUAGAAAUAUUUAGAUUUAGAGGAUUUUUUUUUCUUUCACAGGUAUAAUAAGGAAAGGAUCCUACCAUAUUUUAUUCUAGGGUUUCUUAAAUAUAUGAUUUAUAUUACUGUCUUUUCUAUUAAUCAUUUGAUUCAAACAAUGCCAAGUAACUCUUUAAUACUUUAGUUGCAUGAAAUUUUGCCGGCAACGAGAGAAAAAGAUUGUAUUACCUUAAUGAUUAUAAUCAUACUGUCUGCUGAUAUAAUAUCAUAAUUGUUGUGGUUUAAAUACAUAAAUAGUAGGAAAAAUCAGAGUCUAUAACAGAAAGUUUGUAAAAAUAUACUGAUUUUGAAAAGUAUCAAGAAUAUAAAUAUUUGGUAAUUCUGUGUAACAAGAGAGACAUGGAAAAGGAAAAAAAUCCACUAUAUCAUGGGCUCUGCAGAACAUAUCAAAAUAGGAUUUCUUAAAUUUGUCAAUCUCCAGACCAUACUGACUCAACAUGGAGUCUCACUGGCAAAGAAAAUGGCCUUUAAAACUCAAAAAUAAUACCAGGCGCGGUGACUCACACCUGUAAUCCCAGCAAUUUGGGAGGCUGAGACAGGAGGAUUGCCUGAGGCCAGGAGUUUGACACCAGCCUGGGCAACACAGUGAGACCUUGUCUCUACAAAAAAUAAAAUAAAAUAAAAACCAAAUUAGCCAGACAUGUGGCAUGCGAUUGUUUAAGUAAAUAAAUAAGUAAAUAACUGACUCAAAAAAUGAGUCGUGUGUCCCAGCAUAAGGCAUCAGGUUGUCAGAUGCUGGCAUCUCUGCAGCGCAAACGUGUGGGUUCUUUUUCUUGUCAUUAACACAUUGUUAUUUCUGUAGGAGCAACUUCUCUGAUCAAAAUAACUUUUUUGGGCAUGUGCUGAUUAAGAAGGUGGACUUAUCAACACUAUAAUUGUUCCCUAUGAAAGAUUCUGUAGAGAUGUUUAUGGUGAGGUUUAAAGGAUAUGCAACUCUACAUUUAAACAAAUAUUUUAUAUUUGGGUACAGAGGAAGAAAGAGAGAACUUUUUCCAUGGGGCUAUCAUAGAGAGUUAGUGGAAUAUAGACAGGACUCUGAAAACACAACUUCCAACCAUUUUUAUAGGUAGUGAAAAUCCUAUUAAUGUGAACCAGCCAGGAAUAACAGUGUUAUUUCUAUUUGAUACGGUUUGGGCUUCUCUUGUCAAAUCUGCGUCGGCUGCCCCCUGAUACUUCCAUUAUCAAGUUUUGAAGGGUGUUGGGGAAAUUAUGGCAGCUGCUAGGGAGAUCAGGGAAACACUGAUGUAACCUCAAAGCCUCUCACCAUUCCUCUUGGCUUGGAAAGGCUUUAUUUUUUCAUAUACAUUUCUAGAAAUAUUGCUAUUCUACCUUAGUAUUUCACAUUUGUAGUUCAAACAAGCGAUUGUCCAUCUGUUGCCUAGAGCUAUAGUACAUGUGUGUUAUGAAUGAAAUAUGACAGCAUGUUCCAUACCCCUGCUUUAGCCAUCUGUGGGAAACCAGCAAACUGAAAAAGAUACCUCUGCAAAAUGUGCCUCAAGUCCAUUUCUUGAGAUCGCUCGUUUGGUGCACUCUCGUGGGAGACAAUCAGAGAACAACAUAUACUUGUGCCUUAUUUUCAAAGAAUCUAUUUACACUACUAUGAAUAUUCCACUGAAGAGUCAAUGAUGUAAAUGAUAACCACCAAAUCUCAAAAGUAUACUCACCAAAAAGUAAAAAAGAAAAAAAAAAA